Microtus ochrogaster (prairie vole) is the source of this 2691-nucleotide messenger RNA. RefSeq names its product adhesion G protein-coupled receptor F4. NCBI's taxonomy places the organism in Eukaryota, Metazoa, Chordata, Mammalia, Rodentia, Cricetidae. Gene Ontology annotation, cellular component: membrane. The record is from RefSeq and is a predicted model, not a curated record. Gene Ontology annotation, biological process: cell surface receptor signaling pathway; adenylate cyclase-activating G protein-coupled receptor signaling pathway. Gene Ontology annotation, molecular function: G protein-coupled receptor activity.
CUUCCCUACCAGGUGACUGUCGGUCUCUGGGCUGCUAGACUUCUUCCUGGACGCGGUAAAAUCCCCAUGUGUGAAAAUGAAGGCCCAGGUGACCAUCGUCUGCUCUUUACUGUUUUUUCUGACCACGGAAUGUUCUCUCUAUAAACCCAAGAUUCACAGAAAAGAUAAAGAUGACUUUCAAACACCUCUAUGGAAGCAUAAGUUUAGUCGGACACAAGAUAAAUGCAGUGGAAAUUGCAGCUCGACUUCCAACUGUAGCCAGAACUGUGAUCCCUAUUUCCGCGGAGAAAUAGUAUUCACAUGUAGUCAAGGCAAAUGGCAGAAAACAACGGAAACAUGCACAAGCCUCUCUGUGGACGCCCUGUUUCAGGGCGCAAAUCCUGCAGCUAGCCUUUCCAUGGCAUCGUCUUCCCUUUUCCCCAUGAACUUAGUAGACCACAAGGCACAGCACCAUAUUGGGGAUGUCUUUCAAGGAAUCCACAAGUACUGCCCCGAGGACUACAUCUGUAUAGUAGACCCUGUGAAGUCCUCCAAAGUUACGUCUGGAAAUAUCGCAUUCGUAGUAGAGUUAUUAAAAAACAUCUCCACAGGCUUGCAGACUUUGGACGGACAACACGGGAAUGUGACUCACGAGAAAAUGAAGAACUAUGGAAAAAUGGCCAACCAUAUCCUUAACAAGACUGCCAUUUCAAAUUGGGCUUUCAUUCCCAAUAAAAAUGCCAGCUCAGAUUUGUUGGAGUCAGUGAACUCCUUCGCCAAGAAACUCCAAAUCCACGGUGAAUCUGAGAGCAUUGUCAAUGAACUCUUCAUUCAGACGAAAGGUGCCCACAUCUAUCGCAACAACUCUGAGAACAGUUUCAACCUCUCCAUGCCGGUGUCCGAUGACACAGAAGAUGCCCUAGUACUGAUAGAAAUUCCCAGGCAAGCACUACGUGAGCUGCCGUCCAACGUCUCCCAAGCCAUCGGCAUAGCUUUUCCAACGUUGGGGGCCAUUCUGAAAGAAGCCCAUGGGCCAAAUGUCAAUCUCCCAAAGCCCGUAAAUGGUCUGAUCUUGUCACUGGUUUUGCCAGAAAAUCUGAAAGAAAUCAUACUCACCUUUGAUAAGAUCAAUAAAUCCCAGAGCGCCAGCAGCCGGUGUGUCGGCUGGCAUUCUGAGAAAAGGCAGUGGGACGAGAGCCCAUGUAAAACGGUGUCAGAUACCAGAGGCGCCGUGAACUGCCAUUGUAAAUGCAACAGAACAGUGAUGUCUUUCUCCAUUCUCAUGUCAUCCAAGCCUGUAAGGGACAAGGUUCUGAACUAUAUCACUUUCGUUGGGCUCAGCGUCUCCAUCUUUAGCUUGGCGCUCUGCCUGGUCAUCGAAGCUGUGGUUUGGUCCCGGGUGGUUGUGACUGAGAUAUCCUACAUGCGCCACGUGUGCAUCGUGAACAUUGCAGUGUCCCUCCUGACUGCGAACGUGUGGUUCAUCAUUGGCUCCAAUGCAUAUGUUCGGGCGGAUCGCAAGUGGUGUGUGGCUGUCACAUUUUUCAGUCACUUCUUCUUCCUCUCCCUGUUCUUCUGGAUGCUCUUCAAAGCGCUGCUCAUAGUCUACGGAAUCCUGGUUGUUUUCCGCCGGAUAAUGAAGUCUCGUAUGAUGGCCAUAGGCUUUCUCGUUGGCUAUGGGUGUCCUCUGGUGAUUGCUGUCAUUACGGUUACCGUCACUGAGCCUGAGGAAGGUUACAUCAGAGACGAUGCCUGUUGGCUUAAUUGGAACAAAACCAAAGCCCUUUUUGCGUUUGCCAUCCCAGCCUUGGCCAUUGUUGCUGUGAAUCUCCUUGUGGUUCUGGCAGUUGCUAUUAAUACUCAGAGGCCUUUGAUGGGCAGUUCAAAAUCUCAGGAUAUGGCCAUAGUUUUCAGGAUCAGCAAAAAUGUUGCCAUCCUCACCCCGCUGCUGGGACUGACCUGGGGUUUUGGUCUAGCAACCUUGCUAGAAGGCACACACCUGGUAUUUCACAUAAUCUUUGCGUUGCUCAAUGCUUUCCAGGGCUUUUUCAUCCUGGUGUUCGGCACGAUUAUGGAUUACAAGAUAAGGGAUGCUCUGAGGAUGAGGGGAAGUCGAGAGCAGCAGAGAAGGCAUCGUUAAGUCCAGUCAAUGGAUCCAAAGUACUGAGUCGCUGAGACUAAAAUAUGGCUUAUUUCUCGGAGAUGCCUUGCAUGCUGGGAUUCAAGAGAAGGAAGAACAAAAACCAUAGCUGGAAUAAAGCGACAUCCUCUUCCAGCCAGGAGCAUUACCUCAGUUGGAAACCAGCUGAGGCUCACAGUGAACUAGCAGGAUUUUCCAAAGACUGGCCUGUUGGCUCUGAUUUGACAAAGACUGGUAUUUGUUCACGUGGUCAAGAGUCACCCUCCAUCUGCAAAGCAUUGAGUGGUCUCCUUGGUGAGCCCACAGCGGCCUGCGGAUUGUCUGCUUUCAUCCCCCAAGCUUCUCUUGUUGCCCUGGACCCAGACAUCCUUGCACUGAGGGAAUCCUGGGGGUCUGGAGGAUUCAGGUCAGACCCAGUGUCGGUGGCAGGGUUAAAGGUCAAAUGUGAAGGAUAGCGUAUCUACUCUGCAGUUUGUUCAUGUUCAGUUUCCCCCAAAUAGGAAAAGAACAUUGGGUGGCUGUUCUGUGUGCUUAUUAUUUUAAUUCUUGAGUUAGACAACCUGGCUUGUAGG